AUUGUUCUUUAGGGUUGUUGCUGAGAUCACCCUUUUCUUUUUUGAGCUUGAAGAGGACCACUUUGGUAUUAGAGUAGAAAAUUAUAUGCUGUUGAUAUGAUGAUAAUGAUGGAAAAGACUGUUACUGUUUUGACCAGAGACUGAGUCUUUAUGCCUUCUCUCUUUUCCUUUCCCACAAAACGUUUCUUGUCCCCUGGAUUUGACAGGUCUCCUUCUACUACUUCUUUUUUUGGAUUUUCACUUCUUGAAUUGGAAUAUUAGAUUUAGAUUUAGCUCUUCUUGUGGGAUUGCUGGUAUUGUUUUCUAUUCAAAAGGAUAUCCCAAAAUGCCGAUGUAUCAGCCAAAUAGUCAUGGAAAUGUAAAGCUAGACAUGGGUUCUGGUGGGCACCUUUUGGAUCUACAAACCACCAUUAAAGGUGGCAUUUUGGGCCCUGUUGGCGGCGGUUUAGUUUGUACAGAUGUGAAGGAGAAACUGGAUCUGAGGAAGAUGGUUGGGGAGCUUGAAUCAAUACAAGUGCCAUCAGUGUUUAUAUGUCCAAUUUCAUUGGACCCUAUGCAAGAACCAGUGACUCUCUGUACUGGACAGACUUAUGAAAGAUCCAACAUUCUCAAAUGGUUCUCUUUGGGUCAUUGCACUUGCCCCACAACAAUGCAAGAGCUUUGGGAUGAUACGGUGACACCAAACAGGACUUUGCAGCAGCUGAUUCAUAGCUGGUUCUCGAGUAAGUAUUUGGCUAUGAAGAAGAGAUCAGAGGACGUGCUAGGGAAGGCUGUUGAGCUUUUGGAUUCUUUAAAGAAGGUUAAGGGCCAAGCUAGAGUGCAAACUUUGAAGCAACUUAGGCAUGUCGUGGUUGCUCAUUCUAUGGCGAAGAAGACAGUGAUGGAUAAGGGUGGAGCUGCCUUGGUUUCUUCUUUGUUGGGUCCUUUUACAACUCAUGCUGUUGGGUCUGAGGCCAUUGGUAUUCUUGUGAAUUUGGAGCUUGAUUUGCCAUCCAAGGCAAAUUUGAGGCAGCCUGCAAAGAUUUCUUUAAUCGUGGAUGUGUUGAAUGAGGGUUCGAUUGAGACCAAGAUUAAUUGUACGAAAUUGAUCGAAAUGUUGAUAGAAGGGAAGGAUUCAGGAUCGGACAAUGUGUCAAGUUUGAGUCUUUUGGCAGGUCUAUUGAGGUUGGUGAAAGAUAAGAGACAUCCCAAUGGAGUAUUGGCUGGACUCGGUUUGUUAAAUACGAUUUGUUCAGAUGAGUCCCUUAGGAGCUCAGUUGUGAGCAUCGGGGCAGUUCCUCCAUUAGUGGAGUUAUUGCCUAGUUUGAAUAAUGAGUGCUUGGAAUUAGCUCUUUAUAUUUUGGAGGUCCUCUCAACUGUUCCAGAGGGUAGGUUGGCUUUGAAGGAUUGUGCCAACACAAUUCCUAAUGUGGUCAAGUUAAUGAUGAGCAAAUCGGAGAGCUGUACUCAGCUUGCAUUAUCAAUACUGUGGGCUGUUUGCAAGCUUGCACUGGAAGAAUGUGCAGCACUUGCUGUGGAGGCGGGUUUGGCAGCGAAGCUACUUCUUGUAAUACAGAGUGGCUGCAAUCCUGUAUUGAAGCAGCGGUCAGUUGAGCUCCUGAAACUGUGUAGUCUAAAUUACACGGCUACUAUCUUCAUUUCCAAGUGUAAGCUUACCAGAACGAUACAGUGAAUGAAAUUGGCAAAUUGUUGAUACAUAACAUCUUUUCUUUUACCUCGCAAGACGCAAAGGAGCUCUUGGGAUCACUUGGAACACAUGGCGGGCUCUCUGGCCCGUGCAUAUUAAAGAGCUUUGAUACAUACCAUUGAUUUUCCAUGAUGAAAGCAUCAUAAUGUGGAUUUUAGGCUAAUCACAGUGUCUGUAAGCUGGUGGUUUUACCAAAAUUUUUAAGAAAUGUGCAGCCGAGUGAGGUUGCUAUUGAAUUCAGCUGCUUUUGUAUGCCAAACUGGACUACGCUGGGUUGUGGAUUUGAGAUUGUUUCAAUCCUCAACUGAUGUGUAUAGUAUGUCUCUGGCGGAGCGUUAGUGAGGUUCUGGUGAUUUAGAAAGCAAGAAAGGGAUUUGGGGAUUAGGAAUUCAGUCAUUCACACAGGGAUGUAUUUUUCACGGUAAUCAACGAGCAAACAUUUGUAUUUAUACAUGCAAUUUUUCAUUUU
Molecule: messenger RNA, 2156 nt
Organism: Populus nigra (black poplar)
Lineage: Eukaryota; Viridiplantae; Streptophyta; Magnoliopsida; Malpighiales; Salicaceae
Product: U-box domain-containing protein 31-like
Exons: 1
Coding region: 326-1672 (448 amino acids)
Biological process (GO): protein ubiquitination
Molecular function (GO): ubiquitin protein ligase activity
Source: RefSeq, a predicted model, not a curated record